Messenger RNA from Pantherophis guttatus, 810 nucleotides. The record is from RefSeq and is a predicted model, not a curated record. Lineage: Eukaryota; Metazoa; Chordata; Lepidosauria; Squamata; Colubridae.
AAUUGGUUAUUUUAUCCAGAUUUACAAAAAUCCUUUUCAUGCCGGUCAUCUGAGCAGCCUCUGGGGACGGACGCCAUUGUCCACGCGGAGCUGGCCAGAGACACUCGAUCCCUCGUCUCUUGUAUCGGUUACCCCUUCGAUGAGAGAGGCCGCCACGGAGACCGCAGCCUCCCUGGACGGACAGUUAAUCCUCGACUUACAACUAGAACGAAGUCCCGAAUUUCCGCAGCUUGUGACGUUUGUGAAUUGCAGGCUGAGAGUGGAAGGAGAGGAGGGAAAGAGCACCUGUGGGAACGUUCUCCCAGAAAAAGCUGCCGGCUGCUGUAUAUCUCAGGCCCCAGGAUGCCACGGCAAUUGGAGAGGGCUAUGGAGAUCAUCAUCAACGUCUUCCACCAGUACUCCAGCAAAGGAGGCGACAAGGAUAAGCUGAGCAAGAAGGAGCUGAAGGAGCUGCUGCAGAAGGAGUUGGGCUUGGAGACCCAGAAAUAUCCAGAGGGGGUGGACAAGAUCAUGCGCGAUCUGGACCAGAACGGCGACGGGCAAGUCAGUUUCCAGGAGUUCGUGAACCUGGCGGUCACCGUACUUAUAACAAGAAACCCUUCCUUUUCGGAGGAAACCUGAGCUUGCCGGUGGCCCUUAGCGGGAACGCAAAGCUCGGGAGUUUUGGGGGGGGCUUCAAGCCCAGCUGUCCCCUUCGCAACGCCUUUUCCCCCGUUUCUCACGGCUUCUCUGCCCAACUGGGAGCACCCCGAGGUGCCAUGUAAUCGUCUGCUGGGACAGCCCUGCUGCUGAUUAAAGCUGUUUAGUGUG